Zasmidium cellare ATCC 36951 is the source of this 1536-nucleotide messenger RNA. RefSeq lists its product as uncharacterized. The transcript is spliced from 3 exons. Gene Ontology annotation, cellular component: cytosol. The record is from RefSeq and is a predicted model, not a curated record. Gene Ontology annotation, molecular function: glucose-6-phosphate dehydrogenase activity; NADP binding. Lineage: Eukaryota; Fungi; Ascomycota; Dothideomycetes; Mycosphaerellales; Mycosphaerellaceae. Bases 1 to 1536 code for a protein of 511 amino acids. Gene Ontology annotation, biological process: pentose-phosphate shunt, oxidative branch; glucose metabolic process.
AUGGCCAACACGGUUAUUCAUCCGGAGGUCGAGGCCAACGCAGGCACGAUCGAGCUCAAGGACAACACUGUCGUUGUCGUCCUCGGAGCCUCUGGCGAUCUCGCUAAGAAGAAGACCUUCCCUGCCCUCUUCGGCCUCUACAGAAAUGGCUUCCUCCCCAAGGAUGUCAAGAUCGUCGGCUACGCCCGUACCAAGAUGGACCACACCGAGUAUUUGAAGAGAGUCAAGUCGCACAUCAAGACCCCAACGAAAGAGCUGGAGCAGCAGCUGGAUGAUUUCUGCAAGUUCACAACCUACGUCGCCGGUCAGUAUGACAAGGAUGAGAGCUUCCAGGAGUUGGAGAAGCACCUGCAGGGUUUGGAGAAGGGUCAGAAGGAGACGAACCGUGUCUUCUACAUGGCGCUCCCACCAUCCGUCUUCAUCCCUGUUUCCGAGCAUCUCAAGAAGAACAACUACCCCAAGUCUGGCAUCGCCCGUAUCAUUAUCGAGAAGCCAUUCGGCAAGGACCUGGCUUCUUCGCGCGAGCUCGACCAGGCUCUGCGGCCAAACUGGAAGGAGGAGGAGAUCUUCCGUAUCGACCACUACCUGGGCAAGGAGAUGGUCAAGAACAUCCUUAUCCUCCGAUUCGGCAACGAGUUCUUCGGUGCUACCUGGAACCGCAACCACAUCGACAACGUUCAAAUCACCUUCAAGGAGCCGUUCGGUACUGAGGGCCGCGGUGGCUACUUUGACGAGUUCGGCAUCAUUCGCGACGUCAUGCAGAACCAUCUCCUCCAGAUCCUCACCCUCCUCGCCAUGGAGCGCCCAAUCUCAUUCAGCGCGGAGGACAUCCGUAACGAGAAGGUCCGUGUCCUGCGCGGCAUGCCAGCCAUUGAGCCAAAGAACGUUAUCAUCGGCCAGUACGAGAAGUCGCUCGAUGGUUCAAAGCCAGGCUACAAGGAGGAUGACACUGUGCCGAAGGAGUCUCGCUGCCCAACUUUCGCUUCAAUGGUCGCCUACAUCAAGAACGAGCGUUGGGAUGGCGUGCCAUUCAUCCUCAAGGCAGGCAAGGCUCUCAACGAGCAGAAGACUGAGGUUCGCAUUCAGUUCAAGGAUGUCACGUCUGGUAUCUUCAAGGACAUUCCGCGUAACGAGCUGGUGAUCCGAGUUCAGCCAAACGAGAGCAUCUACAUCAAGAUGAACUCCAAGCUUCCAGGUCUCAGCAUGCAGACCGUCGUGACCGAGCUCGACCUUACCUACCGCCGCCGAUUCUCCGACCUCAAGAUCCCAGAGGCCUACGAGAGCUUGAUCCUCGACUCGCUCAAGGGCGACCACUCCAACUUUGUCCGUGACGACGAGCUCGACGCCUCGUGGCGUAUCUUCACUCCUCUCCUUCACUACCUCGACGACAACAAGGAGAUCAUCCCCAUGGGCUACCCAUACGGCUCCCGCGGUCCAGCUGUCCUCGACGACUUCACUUCUUCAUACGGCUACAAGUUCGCAGAUGCAGCAGGGUACCAAUGGCCACAGCACCAGAUCGAACCCAACAAGUUGUAG